UAAGGAUAUUGCCUAUUUCUUGAAAAUUAAGAGGUACAACAUAUAUUGCCUUAUGUACAAUAAUAUUAAGCAUAGUUACACUACACUACACUGAUCAUAUACAUUAUACUACACACUACACGGACCCUCGUCUCCUAAACAUAGCCGCCAUCAAACCAUUUCUCAUCGUCUCCACCAAAUAUUCAUUGAUCUCCACCAACGUCGGCCGACUUCCCCCACCAAAGAUGCAGUGAUCUCUCUCGCCUCUCUCUCUCUCUCUCUCUCUCUCUCUCGAUUGCCAUCAUAAAGGCUUUAUGCUCCAGGCCUGGAAUUAUCUUGGUGGACAGAUUUUCCGUUUACUUCUACCCCGGGUACUAAGAUCCAAAGAAAACCCUGCUCAAUUUCCCAUUUGGAUACUUUGAUUUUGCCAUGUCAUACGAAACGAAACAUACACUAGGUUAUAAUCAACUCUUCUAUAGAUAGCAUGUUUUAAAUAUCAAAAAAGCUGAAAUAAGAGUCCCAAGAGCAAACCAAUUCAUGAUGGGGACAGAACUCAUCAGGCAUCAUGUUAAAGAGGAGAACAUGGAAAUUCCAUCUAUUCCACCAGUUGAGAUAUGUUGCUGGAGUGAAGGAUAUGUUGGAUAAUUAUUUCAAGGGAGAAGAGUUUCCACCCCAAUAUUACAUUGUGAAGGAGGCAUCACAGUUGCAUGGAAAUGCAAAUACGAAGCAACGCAUGGAGACAAAAGAUGAAGAUGCUGAACUACUUCUGUCAAACUCUUUGCCGCCCGACGCUUUGCGCGGGUACAAUAAUAUUAAACAGAACUCAUAUGGGAUACGCGGACCUUACCCUAAUCUCCUAAACACAGCCGCCAUCAAACCAAUUCUCAUUGUCUCCACCAAAGAUGUAGAGAUCUCCACCAACGUCUCCUACCGAGGACCUGAUCCAAUUACUCACUAA
Lactuca saligna is the source of this 937-nucleotide messenger RNA. Lineage: Eukaryota; Viridiplantae; Streptophyta; Magnoliopsida; Asterales; Asteraceae. The record is from the annotation of a GenBank genome assembly.